AUGGGACGUCUUCUUGGUCUAGAGCUUUGCAAUUUCAAAUCCUACAAAGGAACUGUCAGUAUAGGGUUUGGAGACUCGAAUUUCACAAGCAUCAUAGGACCCAAUGGAUCGGGAAAGUCCAAUCUGAUGGAUGCGAUUUCUUUCGUGCUGGGAGUCAAAAGCGUACAUCUGCGAUCCCAUAUGCUGGCCGACCUCAUAUAUCGUGGCAGUCUGGCUGGAGCUGAAGCUGAAACAUCAGCUGCGAUCGAGGAAUCGCCCAAUCAGCCGUCAAGUGCGUAUGUCAAGGCCUUCUACAGUCCUAGUAAUAAAGCGGACGACUAUGUGGAGCUUUGCCGAAUCAUUACCAGAGGCCAAGAUAGCGCCUACCAGAUCGAUGGCAAGACAAUAAGCUACAAGAAGUAUAGCGAUUUUCUCGAGAGCCAGAAUAUCCUCAUCAAGGCACACAAUUUUCUCGUGUUUCAGGGCGACGUCGAACAAGUGGCAUCUCAGAAGCCCCAGGAGCUCACAACACUGCUCGAACAGGUAUCGGGCUCUAUACAGUACAAGCAAGAAUAUGAUCAAUUGAGCGAAGAGCUUGAGAAUACAAGAUCUGCUACAUCAGAGCUCAUCCAGUCCCGGAAACGCGCUCAUGCAGGUCUCAAGAGCUUUAAAGAAGGAAUGAAUAGAGAUGAGGAGUAUCGCAAGUAUCUCAGAGAGCGCCAGGAGGCCCAACAGCGUCUUGUGGUCUGGCAACUAUUCCAUCUGGAAGCUCGGAAAGAAGCCCUAAGUCAAGAAUUAGAGGCUUCAAGAUCUGAGUUGAGCGAGAUUGAGUCUCGCUUAAGUCUAGAGGAGGAUCUCUUGAGGAAACAACAAGUCUCUUCUGCAAAAGCACAAAGCGUCAUUCUCAAACAGAGACUUCAACUCUCCACUAAAGUGAAGAAUAAAGAGUCUUUGACAUCAUCGUUGCUACCCAUACAAAGUUCGAAGGAAAAUGUUGUGAAACGAAUCCAAGUUGCCACAGAUAAAAUAGAGCUUCUACAAAAAGACGUCGAUAGGCAAGAAGCGUUAAUCAAGCAGUACUCUCACCAAUUGAAUGUGGUGAAUAAAGCCAAAGUUAGUGCUCGAGCAGAGAUGGAAGAAGCGGCUAAAACCAGCGGCGAUUACAAAUUAAGCGAGGAAGAAUUACAAACUUACGAAAAGCUCAAAGAGCUAUAUCUCAGCUCUGGUGGGUCGAAUUUUGAAGACAGGUUGCUUCUGGAAGCAAAUGAUAAGCAAGAGCUUGUUGAUGAGAUGGAACUUUACACUCAAAAGCUUGAUGAAUCGAUGGCGAAGGUCAACGAAGAGCUGGGACUUGAACAAUCGAGCUUAGGGUCGGAGGUCGAGCAACUCGGGAAAGAAGUGAAGGAAAACGCAGCACAGGUGUCGAGCUUAGUCAAGAAACUCAAGACCCUCCAAUCGAAAGCCGAAUCCAAUAGUAACAAAGAGUACGAAAUGAAUUACAAGUUGAAAGAAACGCUGGUCAAGCUCGAUGACAUGAAUGCGACGCAAAGGGAAACGACAAAGGAAAGAAAACUUAGAGAAAAUGUUUCGACGCUGAGGCGAUUGUUUCCUGGCGUCAAAGGUCUCGUCCAUGACUUAUGCCGCCCGAAAAAGGACAAAUACGCCGUUGCAGUUUCCACCGUGCUUGGAAUGAAUUUUGACUCGGUUGUUGUCGAGAGCUUAUCGGUUGCACAACAGUGUAUUUCAUUUUUAAAAAAGCAGCGCUCUGGCAUAAUCUCGUUUAUCCCCUUAGACACAAUUUCAGUGAACAAGAUUUCUAUGUUGUCUGCAGACGCUGAAGGUUCAAUGUUGGCAAUCGAUGCAAUUGACUAUGAACCGGAACUAGAGAAAGCGUUCCAAUUUGUUUGUUCAGACGCUAUAAUUUGCGAUACAUUGCCAAUUGCCAAAGAUCUCAGAUGGGAAAAAGGCGUGAAGUCCAAACUUGUCACUCUGGAAGGCUCCAUUGUACACAAGGCAGGUCUGAUGACUGGCGGUACGUUGAAAAACUCAGGAAAUAGAUGGGAUAAGGAAGAAUAUCAAAAUUUGAUGUCACUGAAAGACACCCUACUUCGCGAGAUUGCCGAGUUAUCCUCUUCCACUCGGUCCGACCUGGAAAAGAUCAGAGAGAUGGAAAAUGUUCUAUCGUUGAGGAGCACAGAUACCGCAGACUUGAAAACGAGAUAUUCUCAUACUCAAAGAUUAUUGAAAGAAAAGCAGGUUGAAAUCGACUACCAGAAAGAACUAGCAGAGCAGGAGUUCAAACCACAGAUCGAAAAGCUUCGGGGUAAGGUUGCAGAACAUGAAAGGAAAAUACGCGAAGUACAGGUUUUGAAGAAGGAGCUCCAGAAUUCCAUAUACGCCGAAUUUACGACGAAGGUUGGGUUCACUGUUGAAGAAUACGAAGCCCAUUCGGGUGAGUUGAUGCGCAAACAGUCUGAGGAUCUGAGGAAACUUGAGAUGCAGAUCGCCACUAUUGAGAAGAAAAUGGAGUUUGAAAACGACAGACUCAAGGCAACACAAGAACGCCAACAGAAAGCCCAGGUGGAUGUAGAGAAGGCUAAAAUGAAGCUUGAAGCAUUGGAAGCGAGUGAAAAUAACAUCACAACACAGAUCGCGGCCGAAGAUGCGGAAAUACAACAAGAGGAAAACCGCUUAGAGCAAUCACAGCUGGAGGUCAGCAAAUUAUCUUUAGGAUUGAACUCCCUGGAGGAGACAAUAACAGAGUUGACCGAUAAUUUACACAGCUGCAGAAGCCGUCAUGCUGGACACUCAGAAAAUCUAGAGAAAACGCUUUUGGAGAAGAUAAGCAUCCUAAAGAACUGUAAGAUGCUCAAUAUCGAGCUCCCCGAGGGCUCUUCUUCGCUUGACGAUAUUUCACUCAACAAAGUGGACGACGAAGCACUGCAAGCGGCUAAUGAUGUCGUCAUCGGAUUUUCCGGACUAAGCCGUAAGCUUCGUCAAAAUGACACCGAAGAGGCUGAAAAAGAGCUGAAGAAGAAUAUUUCCGAGUUAGAGGAGCUACUCGCCGUGCUGCAACCGAAUUCCAAAGCUGCUGGAAGGUACGAGGACGCCGAGAUUAAGUACAAACAAAUUUCCGCAGAAACCGAACGGAGCAAAGCGGCGGAAAAGGCUGUCAAUGACAAGUUCUCGGUGGUGCGUAAGCUGCGAAGGGACGCGUUCGAGAAAGCAUUCGAUCACAUCAGCGAAACGAUCGAGGGCGUUUAUCGCGAGCUGACACGUGAUCCAAAUUCUACUGCAGCACUUGCCGGUGGACAUGCGAGUUUAACGCUUGAAGACGAGGAUGAGCCGUAUCUGGCUGGAGUGCGAUACCAUGCGACACCACCUGCAAAGCGUUUCAAGGAUAUGGAGUAUCUUUCUGGAGGUGAGAAAACAAUUGCUGCACUUGCGCUGUUGUUUGCGAUCAAUUCAUUCCAACCCAGUCCGUUUUUCAUUCUAGACGAGGUCGAUGCCGCAUUGGACAUUUCCAACGUCGAGCGUAUUGCCACCUAUAUUCGCAGACAGGCACGUUCGGACCUUCAGUUCAUUGUUAUUUCCCUGAUCAACACCAUGUUCGAAAAGUCCCAGUCUUUGGUUGGAGUUUUCCGACAGCAGGCUCAAAACACGUCCAAGGCAUUGACGUUGAACCUGGAAAACUACGCCGACUGA
Messenger RNA from Lachancea sp. 'fantastica', 3684 nucleotides. The record is from the annotation of a GenBank genome assembly. Lineage: Eukaryota; Fungi; Ascomycota; Saccharomycetes; Saccharomycetales; Saccharomycetaceae.